Messenger RNA from Macroventuria anomochaeta, 1851 nucleotides. Its product is annotated as UPF0061-domain-containing protein. Lineage: Eukaryota; Fungi; Ascomycota; Dothideomycetes; Pleosporales; Didymellaceae. The transcript is spliced from 2 exons. The coding region runs from base 1 to 1851 and encodes 616 amino acids. The record is from RefSeq and is a predicted model, not a curated record.
AUGGCGCACCUCAAUGGCUCCCAGUCCAAGGGCGAGCACACACUGCAAUCGCUGCCCAAGUCCAGCGUCUUCACACAGAACCUGCCUCCGGACGCCGCCUUCCCCACGCCGAAAGACUCGCACGAUGCGCCACGGCAGACUCUCGGACCGCGCAUGGUGAAGGAGGCGCUCUACACAUACGUGAGGCCAGAUGCUCAAGGCGAGGCUGAGAUAUUGGGUGUCAGUCAGCGAGCCCUGCAGGAUCUUGGGCUCAAAGAGGAAGAGGCACAGACAGAAGCGUUCAAGCAGCUGGUUUCCGGCGGCAAGAUCCUUACAUGGGACGCCGAGAAGCCAGACGAGGGUAUCUACCCUUGGGCGCAAUGCUAUGGUGGCUACCAAUUUGGGCAAUGGGCCGGCCAGCUAGGUGAUGGACGCGCCAUCUCGCUGUUCGAGUCUACAAACCCUUCGACAGGCACGCGUUACGAGAUUCAGCUCAAAGGCGCCGGACGUACACCGUACUCGCGCUUUGCGGACGGAAGAGCAGUCCUGCGGUCAUCGAUCCGUGAGUUCGUUGUCUCAGAGUACCUCAAUGCGAUUGGCAUCCCUUCGACGAGAGCGUUGGCGCUCACGCUGAACAAUGGUACCAAGAUCAUGCGCGAGCGAGUCGAGCCUGGUGCUAUCGUCACACGCUUUGCGCAGAGUUGGAUUCGAUUCGGUACCUUUGACCUCCAGCGCAUGCGCGGCGACCGCGAGACACUCCGAAAGCUGACUGACUACACUGCCGAGCACGUCUACGGAGGGUGGGACAAGCUGCCGUCGAAGCUGCCAGCUGGUGAGGCAAAGACCACACAUACCGACGUCAAGACAGGCGUAGCAAAGGACACAAUUGAAGGCUCUGGGCCAGAAGAAGAGAAUCGCUACACACGUCUUUACCGCGCCGUGGUGCGCAAUAACGCUGCAACAGUCGCCAAGUGGCAAGCGUACGGCUUCAUGAACGGUGUGCUCAACACAGACAACACAUCGAUCCUCGGUCUGAGUAUCGACUUCGGGCCUUUCGCGUUCCUCGACACCUUCGACCCUACCUACACACCCAACCACGAUGACCACAUGCUGCGCUACAGCUACCGCAACCAGCCAACCAUCAUCUGGUGGAACCUUGUCCGGCUAGGAGAGGCUUUUGGUGAGCUGAUGGGCGCCGGCUCGAACGUUGACAACGCCGAGUUUGUCGAGAAGGGUGUCAGUGAAGCAGACGCCAGCGAUCUGGUCAAGCGCGCAGAAGGCAUCAUCGAGCGGGCAGGCGAGGAGUACAAGGCCGUCUUCCUGUCCGAGUACAAGCGUCUUAUGACCGCACGUCUUGGACUGAAGUCGCAACAAAACAGCGACUUUGACACAUUGUUCUCUGAACUACUGGACUUCCUCGAGGCGUAUGAGCUCGACUUCCACCAUGCGUUCCGCAGACUGUCCAACUUGAGCCUAUCGAAACUGCAUUCGGAUGAGGGCAGGCAGAAUUCUGCGGAUAUUUUCUUCCGCAACGACAACCUGCCGAAGGAUGGUGCGGAUUCGCGGGUGCGAAUCGCCAAGUGGCUCGAGAAGUGGUCAGCGAGAGUGAAGGAGGAUUGGGGUGAGGAUGAUCAUGGGCGGCAGGAAGCCAUGAGGGCUGUCAACCCCAGUUUUGUUCCUCGAUCGUGGAUUCUUGACGAGUUGAUUGACAGAGUAGAGAAGAAGGGCGAGCGCGAGAUUCUAUCACAGGUCAUGCAGCUGAACCUCAAUCCAUUCUCGGAAGAGUGGGGUUGGAAUGCGGAAGAGGAACAGAGGUUCAUCGGCGACGUACCGAAGUACAAGGGAAUGAUGCAGUGUAGCUGCAGUUCGUAG